AUGGCAAAGUUACAAAUGUCAACAUUUUUUAUUCUCUUCAUGCUAGUGGUUUCCACAACUGCAAUGUCGAUUAAGGAUGAUAUCGUAAACCUUGAAAAACGAACCUUAUGCUCUAAUUCUAAAAGAAACAUUUUGAGUAAAAGAAACGAUGAAGUAUGCAAAUGUACAAUCGCCGAAUCGGUUUUCAGUACUGAAUUUAGGGGAUUUUCCUUUUACUCUCAAGACGAGUGCGGCCAAACUACCAUCGCAGGAAUGUUCAGCCGGGGAUUUGAGACUUUGAAUGAUACUAGCGAUAUUUAUUUCCAAAUCGUUGAUAGUUGUGAUCGCUUACUUUAUGAUCUCACGGAAGGAUUAAAUGUUCAAAUUAACAAUGACGGGAGCACAGAUCCUUUCUUAUACACAUUUUCCGAAAUCAAUUUGGAUUGUUUUGACGAUGGUAUUCUUUUCCCACAAGUUGGUAAAAAUAGCAAACGCAAUUGUAAUUUAAAUCGACGUCAAGACGGUAAUAAUGCUAUGGCUGUUAAAAAGGGUACUGACGUUGUAGCGAAAGCAAGUGUUGAUAAUGUGCCAAGAUAA
This is a messenger RNA of Funneliformis geosporum, 576 nucleotides long. The record is from the annotation of a GenBank genome assembly. NCBI's taxonomy places the organism in Eukaryota, Fungi, Glomeromycota, Glomeromycetes, Glomerales, Glomeraceae.